Molecule: messenger RNA, 800 nt
Organism: Vigna unguiculata (cowpea)
Lineage: Eukaryota; Viridiplantae; Streptophyta; Magnoliopsida; Fabales; Fabaceae
Product: casparian strip membrane protein 2
Source: RefSeq, a predicted model, not a curated record
CAACACAUCUGCAUCAUCCUCUCUCGUGUAUCCUAUCCUUGGAGCAUCACCAAAGCCAAAAAUGUCAACCACCAUCGAUAUCCCAGAAUCAAGUAAAGUAGUUAAAGGAAAAGGUGUGGUUGCGGCACCACUGAGACCAGGAGGAUGGAAAAAAGGGGUAGCCAUAAUGGAUUUCAUUCUAAGGUUAGGUGCCAUAGCUGCUGCUCUUGGUGCUGCUGCCACCAUGGGAACAAGUGAUCAGACACUACCUUUCUUCACUCAGUUCUUUCAGUUUGAGGCUAGUUAUGAUAGCUUCACUACUUUUCAGUUCUUUGUUAUUACUAUGGCUUUAGUGGGUGGCUACCUGGUGCUGUCUCUUCCUUUCUCCGUUGUUGCAAUUAUUCGCCCCCAUGCUGUUGGACCAAGGCUUUUCCUCAUUAUCUUGGACACUGUGUUUCUGACUCUAGCUACUGCUAGUGCUGCUUCAGCUGCUGCCGUGGUUUACUUAGCACACAAUGGUGAUCAGGACACGAACUGGUUAGCCAUAUGCAACCAAUUUGGAGACUUUUGUGCGCAGACCAGUUCAGCUGUGGUCUCAUCGUUCGUUGCCGUUGUUGUCUUCGUGUUGUUGAUUGUCAUGUCUGCUUUGGCUAUUGGGAAGCCUUGAAAAUUAACGUAUAUAUAUAAAUAUUUUGCAUGUUCUAUUUGUUUCCUAAGUCUUAAUGCCUCGGCUUGUUUUAAUUUCCUUCAAGUGUAUGAUGUGCCAAUUCAUUUGUAUACAUUUGGUCAUUCUAAUAUAUAUAUGCACGUUUCAAGUUUCA